Xenopus laevis (African clawed frog) is the source of this 3922-nucleotide messenger RNA. RefSeq names its product cyclin dependent kinase like 5 S homeolog (gene cdkl5.S). Gene Ontology annotation, molecular function: cyclin-dependent protein serine/threonine kinase activity; transferase activity; protein kinase activity. The record is from RefSeq and is a predicted model, not a curated record. Gene Ontology annotation, cellular component: dendrite cytoplasm; centrosome; nucleus. Lineage: Eukaryota; Metazoa; Chordata; Amphibia; Anura; Pipidae. Gene Ontology annotation, biological process: regulation of cell cycle; regulation of dendrite development; positive regulation of axon extension. The transcript has 20 exons. The coding region runs from base 335 to 3397 and encodes 1020 amino acids.
CUGCUUUUGGUAUUGAGUUGCUGCCUGGUAGGGAAAGCAACAGCAACAGCAGCAGUAACAGCAGUAACAGCAGCAGCAGCAGCAGGCAAGCGAAGGAGGAGGUGGGGAGAAGGUCCCUGGGCAGAGCAGGGAGGAGAGGAGGUGCUCAUUGCUUUGGUGACCUCUCUGGUGUUCAUGUGAUACAUGAUUCAUGUUGCUGCCUCGAUAACAUGCUACAACCCGAAGUACAGUUACUCAUGAACAAAUUCAAGACCAGUCACGUGUAAAGAAGUUCUGCACCCUCCUUUCCUUCUGCCAUGUUCUGUGGCUCUCAACACAACGAGGGUUUGUCUUCAUGAAGAUUCCCAAUCUUGGUAAUGUGAUGAAUAAAUUUGAGGUCCUUGGGGUUGUAGGUGAAGGAGCGUAUGGAGUGGUGCUUAAAUGUCGACACAAGGAAACAAAAGAAAUUGUGGCUAUCAAGAAAUUUAAAGAUAGUGAAGAAAAUGAAGAAGUCAAGGAGACGACCCUGCGAGAACUUAAAAUGCUUCGCACCCUGAAGCAAGAAAAUAUAGUGGAGUUGAAGGAAGCAUUUAGAAGACGAGGAAAAUUAUACCUAGUAUUUGAAUAUGUUGAAAAAAACAUGCUUGAGUUGCUGGAAGAAAUGCCGAAUGGAGUGUCUCCAGAAAAGGUGACAAACUACAUUUAUCAGCUAAUCAAAGCAAUUCACUGGUGUCACAAGAAUGAUAUUGUUCAUAGAGACAUCAAGCCAGAAAAUCUUUUAAUUAGCUAUAAUGAUGUCCUUAAGCUGUGCGACUUUGGGUUUGCACGGAAUCUGUCUGAAGGCAGCAAUGCCAACUAUACAGAGUAUGUGGCUACAAGGUGGUACCGCUCUCCGGAAUUGCUUCUUGGGGCUCCAUAUGGAAAGGCUGUUGACAUGUGGUCUGUGGGCUGUAUUCUAGGAGAGCUCAGUGACGGGCAACCCCUUUUUCCUGGGGAAAGUGAAAUCGACCAGCUGUUCACUAUCCAGAAAGUUCUAGGACCCCUUCCAGGAGAGCAGAUGAAACUCUUUUACAGCAACCCUCGUUUCCAUGGAAUGCGGUUUCCUGCCGUUAAUCAUCCUCAAUCACUGGAAAGACGAUAUCUGGGAAUAAUAAGUAGUGUUUUGCUUGGCCUAAUGAAGAAUUUGCUGAAGCUGAAUCCAUCUGAUAGAUUCCUGACCGAACAGAGCUUAAACCAUCCAGCAUUCCAAACCCAGAGGCUCUUGGAUCGUGGUGGAACCUCUCCUUCUAGGUCAUCGAAGAGGAAAACUCACCAUUCUGACAGUAACUCAGCUAGCAGAAAACCGUCUAGCAAAACCUCUUCAGUUCAGCCACACCACCGAUCAAACAGUAAAGAUACACAGACGCUUUCAGUUGGACCAAAACGAAGUGAAGAACCUCAUCCUCCAAAUGAAACCUUUAUAAAUGGAGCGCAUCCUGCAGGAUCCCAUAGCCCAACAGUCCACCAAAAAAAACCGAAUCAGAGUGGGCCAGGCAACAAGGACCCUGCCAGCAACAACUUACCGCAUCUGCUUAGUCCAAAGGAAGCAAAGUCCAAGAAUGAGUUUGAUUUCAGUCCUGAGCAAAAGACUUCAGAUGUACCGGGGACCAAAUACAUGAAAUCAAGUUCACGUUCUCAGCAUAAUCGGCAUUCGUUCAUGGAAGGAAAAACAGGAAGCUGGCAGAAGGGCGAAAAGCAUAACCGCCACGGCUAUAUUGAUACCAUUCCUCAGUCAUCAAAGAAGAGCAGUUCCUACAUGAACUAUUCCAAAACUCAUGGUGUCCUGACAGACUCUAAAUCAGUUGGCAAUCUUAGUGAAGCCAGAGGCCAAAUAUUAGAACCCAACAGUAGAUAUUUUCCGUCUAGUUGCCAUGACUUAAACUCUCCAACAAGCCCAGCAGCCCCGAGGCAUGGGGACAGUAGAGGCAUGCUAAGCCCCUCUGGGAGAACAAAUAGAAAAGAGGGAACUUUGGAGUCUCGAAGACCCACCACAAAACACUCAAGAACCAUGGAAGAGCUGAAACUUCCUGAUCAAAUGGACAGUAGUCAUUCCCAUUCUCUGUCAGCUCCACAUGAGUCUUUUUCCUAUGGCCUUGGUUAUACUAGUCCUUUCUCCUCACAACAACGCCCUCACAGACACUCUAUGUAUGUAAGCCGGGACAGAGUGCGGGUUAAGGGUACAGAUGCAGGACUAAAUGUUGCUCAGGGCAUGGCAUCGAGAGCCAGUAGUCUCCAGCUAUUAUCACCUCAGGUACAGCAUCGAACUUUGACAAGGUCUGUUGGAUCUUCAAGGGAAGAUUGUACAGAAGACACUACUACUAGGCAGGGUGACCAGGUUCCAUCUGAGGUGACCCACUCAAGAACAUUAGCUAAAGACCCCAACAGAGAUGGUGCAGCUUCAUUACACACGCGACAAAAGACUGAGGGAGGUCCAUACCAUGAUUCUCAUCCUGAUGACGGAGCUUCAUCUAAAGAAAAUCGGCACACAUACAGUGAGACAGUUCCCAGACGUGUCGGCAGCUUCUACAGAGUUCCAUCGCCGCGCCCAGAGGGUACGUUUCAUGAAAACACCGUAUCAAGUCGUGGCUCUUCUCAUCCAGUUGAUGGCGGUGGGGUAACAAACUCCAAGAGGCAGACUACAUUUGAUCACUGGACAGGGGUGGAAAAAAGCCAUUCUGAACAAAUGAAGGAGAAGCAGGGAUUUUUCCGAGUUAUUAAAAAGAAAAAGAAGAAAUCUCAAACAACAGACUCCAAUGACUCUGAGAAACCGAGACUCAAGAAAAGCCUCUUCCCACUGUUUAGUUCAAAGAACCAUUUAAAGCGCAGCUCUUCUCUGAAAAAGCUGCCUGUAGUCAGUCCUCCAAUGAUGCCUAGUUCUGAUGGGCAAGAUCAUCUCCCUGGUCAGAAAGGUGGGCAUUCUUCAAGUCACAAAAGCAGCCGGCAAAAAGAGUGGCGCCCAGACAAGAUGGCAGAAAUACAUUCCCACAGUCAACCAUUAAAAUCUCUUUGGAAACUUCUGCAUCCAUGUUCGUCCUCAAACCACCCAAUGCCACCAGAUCCUCGUUUUCAGCCUUUGCCAAAUCAGCCACCGAAAACCCCGUCCUUCCCUGAAGCUAGGAUUCAUCCUGUAAGUCAGACUUCAAGCAGCGCAGGAGUUGUCCAUCGGCAGGAUCCACAGCCAAAAAGCAGACAAGGUCUUCAAAUGCCUGGCCAAGCUGAACCUGUUUGGCAUGUUUCACCCUUAAACAGAGGGACCAAUGAAGGAGCUCCUUUUCCUGACCAGCUAGCUUCAAAAACUGGACAAAAUGGGCUCCCCUUUAAUCGGACAAAAAGAACACGAUUGCCAAACCUGAAUGACUUAAAAGAGACAGCUCUUUAGUUGCCACCUGUAUUUAAAGGCAAUGCAUUCAUGAAAGUCACUACCGGUUGAAGGUUGAUUUGGAGAAGCAGCUUCAAACACAUAUUUAAUCCAGUACUUCUAGCUAUUGAUAUGUCCAAUACGCUUUUGUGAAGCUACACUGUGCAGCAAACCACCCCAACUACUUCUAUUAAAUGUUAGGUUGUGGCAUUAGAAUGUACAAUAACAGAAGAUACUGUUAAACUAUUGGUCCCUCUAUAUGUUUCAGGUUAAAACAAAGACUGGUUAAUACCCAUGUAGAGAGGUUGUUUUUUUUUAUAAUAAAAAUAAUAUGGUCGUGUCAUGGCAGCAUAAAUGGGGGCUGUCCUGCCAAACUUUCGUAAAUUAGAGCCAUGAAAUCAACAAUUUUACUCUUUAAAGUUAAAUCUCGUUUACAUUUAGGGGGUUAUUUAUCAAAGUCCGAUUUUAUCUCAACUAGGGAUGCACCGAAUCCACUAUUUUUGAUUCGGCUGAACCCCCGAAUCCUUUGCGAGAGAUUCGGCCGAA